Molecule: messenger RNA, 1814 nt
Organism: Rhizophagus irregularis DAOM 181602=DAOM 197198
Lineage: Eukaryota; Fungi; Glomeromycota; Glomeromycetes; Glomerales; Glomeraceae
Source: RefSeq, a predicted model, not a curated record
GUUACUAACCAAAAAAUUUCAGGCAUGGUCGUCACAAACUAAUCUUUGUUACCUAAAACUUAUAUUUUGCAUAUCAUUGGUUAAUUUGUUAUUUCGAAAUAUGCGCAAAGGUUUUUUACAUUAACUCCCACACAAACCUUCGCUUUCUCCUACCUAAAAAAAAGACCUAUUCACAUCAAUUUUUUUUUGUCCUUUGGAAUAAAAGAUAUUUUAUUUCUUGACUAACCCAUUCGCCUUUCCUUUGAACUGCUAACAGUUUAUUCGUUUGUUUCACAAUAAUAAUGUCACCAAGUGCAGUUUCUACAAACGGUAUUGGCAUUGCCGACUUGCCAAACCAGCGUCAUAAAAUUGUUGCCAAACGCGGUACCAACUUUACCUUAAUGGUUGUUGGUGAAUCCGGUCUCGGUAAAACAACUUUCAUCAAUACUCUUUUCACUACUACUAUCAAAGAAAAAAAGAAUCAAGCUAAACGCCAUGCCAAACAAACGGAUAAAACAGUUGAGAUUGAAAUAACAAAAGCUGAACUCGAAGAAAAAAUGUUCAAUGUUAAGCUCACAGUUAUUGAUACUCCCGGAUUUGGCGACUAUGUAAAUAAUCGGGAUAGUUGGUUACCCAUCGUUGAAUUCAUCGAUGAUCAACAUGAAUCAUACAUGCGACAAGAACAACAACCACAUCGUGAAGAAAAAUUGGAUAUGCGUGUUCAUUCCUGUCUUUAUUUCAUCCGCCCAACUGGCCAUACUUUAAAGCCCUUGGAUAUCGAAGUCAUGAAACGUUUAGGUUCUCGAGUAAAUCUAAUUCCCGUAAUUGCCAAGGCUGAUACCUUGACGCCAAAAGACUUGGAAACCUUCAAGAGAAGGGUUAGAGAAGUUAUUGCUGCUCAAAACAUUCAAGUUUACCAAUGCCCAAUUGAAAGUGACGAUGAAACCAGCACCAAACGAAAUAUGAACAUUAUGGCUGCUAUGCCUUUUGCGAUAAUUGGUAGUGAUGAGGAUGUCAUUGCCCCUGAUGGUCGUAAAGUAAAGGGACGUCAAUACAGCUGGGGUAUUGCCGAAGUUGAAAACGAAGAUCAUUGUGAUUUCAAGAAACUUCGUUCCCUUCUUAUUAGGACACACAUGUUAGAUUUGAUAUCCACAACCGAGGAAACCCACUAUGAAAAUUAUCGUCAAUCACAAAUGGAAACAAGGAAGUUUGGUGAAGCCAAACCUAAGAAACUUGAUAAUCCUAAAUUCAAAGAAGAAGAAGAAGCUCUUCGUAAGAGAUUCACUGAACAAGUUAAACAAGAAGAGAACCGUUUCCGACAGUGGGAACAACAUCUUAUUGCUGAGCGCGAUCGUCUUAACAAGGACUUAGAAGCUGAACAUUCUCACAUUAAAUCGUUAGAGCAGGAAUUAGAAACGAUUCAAGCAGGACUUUCAAGCAAAGGCGGAAGAAAAUAAAAAAAAAAGUUAUUUCUGGUAAAAGUAACUUUUUUAAUACAUGAUUUACAUGAUGCAAUUCUUUUUCUUUAAUUUAGCCUUAUCAAAUCUUUUUAUUAUUUUUUCUUUAAUUUGUCUUUUUCUUUAAUAUUCAAGUAGAAAAUAAUUAAUUAUAUUAUCAAAUUAGUCAUAUGUAUUAUAUAUACUAUCAUAGUUAAUUUUUAUGUGGGAUUUAUUUAUUUCCAAAAAAAAAAAAGUAUUUUUGGGUUAGUUAUAAAUAGAUGCUAAAUUGUCUCUUAUUUAAAAGAAGUAUUUUGAAAUAUCCAUUAUUUACUAUACAUGAAUGCUUUUUUUUAUUGAAUAUAUUGUUAUAUUUUUUAAUAUAUGUUCCUUAUAUUU